AGUAGUAGUAAAAAGCAAGCUGGAUUAGGGUGCUGCUGCUGCAGUGUGACAGCCUGGGGCUGCAGCACUGCCGGCUCCUUUGCUCCUUUGCCCCAGUCUGCCCCAUGGCAGACUGGGGACCCCGGGCACCCCACCCUGCACACCUGACAGGAACAUGGUACAGGGACACCAGUGUGAUACUGAGCCCCCGCCACGAUCCUUGCUCUCAGCAGCGGUUGUGAGAGGGGCAGCAUGAUCUGCUGUGACUGGACCGGGGAUGCUCAUCUUGAUGGGCUGCAUUCCUCCACACAAAAGUCCUGCGAUUUGUCCCAUUAGUGCCAUCAUUAAAAUCCAGUUAGUCUCCUACGGAGAGCUCAGCCAAGACCCUGCAAGGGGCUGGUGGCCCCAGACCCCCGUUUCCCCUGCCAGCCCUGGGAGUGCCUGGUGAGCCGUCCUCCUUCCCACUUGUGUACUGGGGCUAAUUGAUGCAGGGGGCCCGGGAGCCAGGCUUCUCACCUUGUUAGCAUGGCAAUUAACUCUCUUUACCCUCCUGAUUGCUCCUGUGCAUAUUUCACUCCAGUCCAGCUUUGUAGUGAGUUAUAAAUACAGCACCGGUGAGGCCGGGGGAGUUGUGUAGGGACAGGGAGCACAGAGCCAUGCUGGGGACUGUCCUGCUGCUGCUGGCCCUGGCCAAGACGGGAUGCCCGAGCCCAGCCAGCUUGGUGAGCCGGCGGGCUGAGGCGCUGAAGAGACUCCUGGAAGUCUUUGGCAUGGAAGACCCUCCGGCCCCCCCAACUCACUUCAAGCGGCCACCCCAGUACAUGGUGGAUCUGUUCAACACUGUUGCCAAUGCAGAUGGCGUCACCAAGAACCCUGACGUCCUGAAGGGCAACACCGUCCGCAGCUUCCUGGAUAAAACGCACAGUGAGGAGAUGCGGUUCCUGUUUGUCCUCUCCAGCGUGGCCAAGAAUGAGAAGAUCCUGAUGGCAGAGCUGCACCUCUUCCGCCUCUGGCGGAGGGUCACAGAUAGGCCCAAAAGGCACCACUUCUGCCAGGUCAAUGUGUACCAGGUGCUGGACAAAGACAAGCCAGACACCUCUGGAGGGAAGAAGCUUCUGGUAGCACGGACCGUCUCACUGCAAACCUCGGGCUGGGAGGUCUUUGCCAUCACAUCAGCUGUUCGUGACUGGACUGAGGAUGAAAGCAGAAACCAGGGUUUGCUGGUGACAGUCCAGAGCCGGGGUGAGAACCCGCUCGACCCCCCAGCACUGCAGUUUGCAUCUGGUGGGGGCCACCAUGAGAGCAAGAAGCCCAUGUUGGUCCUUUUCACGGAUGAUGGGCGCCGUGGAGCGUCUCUGCCCACAGCUGGCUUCCCAGAUUUAAAGCCUCAGGCUCCCGAUCUCCCUGCCAAGAUGCCAGUGCCCAAGCUGGGCAGAUCACGCAGUACACGCUCGCUGGACAGGCUCCAGUCCUGCCAGAGGUACCCAUUGUCUGUGGACUUCGAGGAGAUUGGCUGGUCUGGCUGGAUCAUCUCACCACGGGGGUACAACGCCUUCCACUGCAAAGGCUCCUGCCCCUUUCCUCUGGGCGAGAACAUGCGGCCGACGAACCAUGCCACAGUGCAGUCCAUCAUCAAUGCCCUGAAGCUGAGUGAGGGUGUCAGCAGCCCCUGCUGUGUGCCUGACAAGCUCUACUCCAUCAACCUCCUCUACUUUGAUGAUGACGAGAAUGUGGUCCUCAAGCAGUACAAUGACAUGGUGGCUGGGAGCUGUGGCUGCCACUGAGGCAGGAGAAGGGGGCUGGAAUCACUGCUGCAGUGGAGGCUGCUCCCUCCAGAGCAUCAGUGAGGUCUCUGUCCCAAAAACCCUAUAAAACAGAUCGGGACGAGCAAAGCAAGGGUCUGCCCUGGAUGGUGUCACUCCCUGACAGGGCCAGCCCAGGAAGGCUCAGGGCCAAGCUCUGAUUAAAUCAACUUGAAGGAGCCCGUGUGAACCAGUAGCCACAGGGCUGCAGCUCCAUUUUGGGGUGCUCUGUGCAGGGGCAUGGGUGUCCCUGCCCAUGCAGGGGCUCCUGCAGGCUGUACUAUAUGUAUAUAGCAAGAGCACUAAUAUAUGACAGAUACCGCCUGUACAGUAUCCUGUAAAUGUCCAUACAUUCCUGCAUUGCUGUGACUUGUAAAAUUAAUUCAGUGCAACUAUUUAAACAUG
Poecile atricapillus (Black-capped chickadee) is the source of this 2186-nucleotide messenger RNA. RefSeq names its product bone morphogenetic protein 2-like. Gene Ontology annotation, cellular component: extracellular region. The record is from RefSeq and is a predicted model, not a curated record. The transcript is spliced from 5 exons. Gene Ontology annotation, molecular function: cytokine activity; growth factor activity. Gene Ontology annotation, biological process: SMAD protein signal transduction. NCBI's taxonomy places the organism in Eukaryota, Metazoa, Chordata, Aves, Passeriformes, Paridae. The coding region runs from base 636 to 1763 and encodes 375 amino acids.